AAAAAAAAUAAGAAAAGCAAAGAGAUGGGAUUGAUCACUGGUGAACCUACCAAAUCAGGUUGGACCCUUCUGACAGCUCGACCGGGGUAGCGGUGCUUGUUGAUAUUGCUAUGUCUAUUUUCUUGGGUUGCGGGCCCAAGAGCAUAAAAGCAGCCUCCCGCCCUGACUUUCUGGAAUUGGGUCAACACUAAAGUCAUCGAAACAAAGAAACAAGCUUUUUUCCCCUUCAGCCUCGACAGUCCAAAGAAACGCCAUGUCUGAGUUCCUGAACUUUGACCCUCGCCCAACCCCGUCGCACAGUGUGGUUCACAGGACUCGCAUGUUCGAAACCAGGGCUGGGUUACCGCGCGUUGUGAAUGUGAAUGCUUUACCGAUGCCUGGUGUGCGCUGCCCGAGCUGUCAUUCCCAUGGCAGGGAGGUAUGGGUAAUUCCAGGGAAGAACUGCCAUGAAUGUGGAACAAUGUGUUGAACAUUGUUUGGUGAUAAUCAUGAUGUUCGGGAUCAUAAUGAGCAUUGUCUCACCCUUCAACCACUUGGGUAUUGGCCCUUCGGCAAGGUCCAACACAGGAUGCUAGAUCGCAUACCUUCUUAUGGCGGCAGAAUCGCCCAUUCAUCAGAGAAAAAUCAGGCAGCAAGAGAAACAGGAGAGCUCCGCUGCCCAAGAUCACGGCAUAUGUCGACUAGGGACCAUGUAAUAGUGAAACAUUAAAGAAUAUAAUCAUCAUCUCAAGCAGGA
Molecule: messenger RNA, 736 nt
Organism: Penicilliopsis zonata CBS 506.65
Lineage: Eukaryota; Fungi; Ascomycota; Eurotiomycetes; Eurotiales; Aspergillaceae
Exons: 3
Coding region: 254-469 (71 amino acids)
Source: RefSeq, a predicted model, not a curated record